Messenger RNA from Aureobasidium uvarum, 3759 nucleotides. Lineage: Eukaryota; Fungi; Ascomycota; Dothideomycetes; Dothideales; Saccotheciaceae. The record is from the annotation of a GenBank genome assembly.
AUGGAAAAACUCAAGACUCUCCUCAUUGCCAAUCGAGGUGAAAUUGCGGUCCGCAUCAUCAGGACAGCAAAAGCUCUAGGUAUACGCACCAUAUCAGUCUACUCAGCUGCGGACGCCGCAUCGCGCCAUGUAACAGCUGCAGACGAGGCCGUCUUGCUCUCCGGCAGUGACUCAACCGUAUACACUGAUGGCGACAACAUCAUCGCCAUAGCAAAGCAGAAAGGAGUCGAUGCCAUCAUCCCUGGCUAUGGCUUCCUCUCCGAGAAUGCCGAAUUCGCUAGACAGGUCGCAGACGCUGGAAUUGUCUGGGUGGGCCCGAGUCCGGAAGCAAUCGAAGCCUUUGGCGUGAAGCACGUAGCACGAGACCUGGCUGAAAAGGCUGGCGUGCCAAUUGUUCCCGGCACCAAAGGCCUCGUGGAAAGUGCUGACGAUGCCGUCCAAGCAUCCGAGAUGCUCGGUUUCCCCGUCAUGCUGAAGGCUACAGGAGGAGGUGGUGGUAUGGGUUUGGUGACCUGCUACAAUGUCGAUGAGGUUCGGUCUGGCUUUGACAAAGUGCAGUCGCGAGGCAAGACAUUGUUCAAGAACUCUGGCUUGUUCAUCGAGAAAUACUAUGCAGCCUCUCGCCACAUCGAGGUGCAGGUCUUUGGUAAUGGCCAAGGAUCAGCGAUUCACUUUGGCGAAAGAGAGUGCUCUAUCCAGCGCCGUCACCAAAAAGUCAUCGAAGAGUGUCCGAGUCCAUUCGUCGAGAAGCAUCCUGGUUUGAGAGAGAAGCUCGGUGAUGCGGCUGUCAGUCUUGCAGAGUCUAUCAAGUAUGGUUCUGCCGGUACGGUGGAGUAUCUGGUUGACGAUGCAUCUGGAGACUAUUUCUUCUUGGAGAUGAACACUCGACUUCAAGUGGAGCACGGAAUUACAGAGCUCUGUUAUGAUGUUGAUCUGGUAGAACUCAUGCUUCAGCAAGCCGAUGCUCAACUCAAAGGUCAAGGCGGACUGGGAGCGGGCUCUCUGAAGAAAAUGCAGCCAUCAUCCCCGAAGGGCUCCGCAAUCGAAGCCAGAGUCUAUGCAGAAAAUCCUCUGCGUGAUUUCGCCCCUUCUCCCGGUCUCUUGCAAUCUGUGUCUUGGCCAGAACAACACAACGAUCGGAUCCGUAUCGAUACAUGGGUCUUCACCGGAGCUACCAUCACACCCAACUAUGAUCCACUCAUAGCCAAAGUCAUGUUUCAUGGUCCCUCUAGGAAAGAGGCUGUAGAAGGCAUGCAAAAUCUACUUUCGUCGUCCAAGAUCUGCGGUCCACCAACCAAUCUCGACUUCUUGGAAGAGAUCAUACGCGAUGAUAGAUUCAAGGCUGGAAACACCUUGACUAACUUCUUGGACUCGUUUGACUUCAAACCUGCCGCUAUCGAUGUUAUAUCGGCAGGCGCUUAUACCCUUAUACAGGACUUGCCAGGCAGGCCGACAGUAGGCAAAGGUAUCCCUCAUUCCGGUGCGAUGGACCCCAUUGCCUUUUCGCUCGCAAAUAUCCUUGCUGGAAAUCGUCCAACUACAGAAGCCCUGGAAAUAACUCUGAGUGGCCCGGAACUACACUUCGUACGUCCAGCUGUGGUCGCUCUGACGGGUGCUCCAAUGGACGCCCAACUAGACGGGCAAUCGUUCUCAAUGUGGCAGCGAUACCACAUCAAGGCUGGACAAAAGCUCAAGAUUGGCAAGACAACAGCCUCUGGAUGUAGAGCCUAUCUUGCUGUCUACGGCGGCUUCCCUACCGUGGCCGAGUACUUCGGAUCAAAAUCUACCUCUCCAAUUGUGGCAAUUGGUGGUUACCAAGGACGUCAACUUGCACCUGGAGAUCUGCUAGCUGUUGUUGAUGAUAUUCCUGAAUCUAUCUCGAGCUCGAGUGUCAGCUUGCCGAAGACUCUUGUGCCUGUCUACUCUAGUGAGUGGGAAAUCAUGGCCAUGGUCGGACCACACGACAUAGAAUAUCUCCUUCCCGAAGACAUUGACAUGAUCUACACCACUACGUGGAAAGUCUCACACAACGCCAGUCGUAGUGCUAUCAGACUGAUUGGACCCGUUCCUAAAUGGGCCCGUAAGGAUGGUGGCGAAGGUGGCGCUCAUCCCUCAAAUCUGGUCGAGUACGGUUACCCCAUAGGAGCACUCAACUGGACUGGUGACGAUCCAUGCCUAUUCCCCGUAGACUGCCCCAACUUCGGUGGCUUCGUUUCCAGCACAACUGUCAUUCGAGCGGAAUGGUGGAAACUAGGCCAGCUCAAGUCAGGAGACACUCUAAAGUACAAGAGGGUAUCUCUGGAAGAAGCACUUUCUUUACGCAAGCAAAAUGACUAUUUCAUCGAGUCGAUCGAAAACGCUGUAAAGGAUAACAGCGGAUUCGAGGAUGUCAAGCCUCUUAACUCUGCCUUUGAGCCCUCUGGCAAUUUCGGCAAGUCGGUCAUUUGGGAGAGACCUCAAGAGGGCCGACAGCCUCUGGUCAGAUACAGACAAGGCGGAGACGACCACAUCAUCGUUGAGUAUGGCAACGAGGAGUUUGAUCUGAACCAUCGCUGCAGGACGACGGCGCUUGAGAAGGCUAUUCGAUCUUCGGACCCCAAGUGGCUCAACAACACUGUAUCCUGCUGCACUAGCGUCACGCUUUUCUACAAUGGCCUGGAAAUCGAAAGACAGAAGUUGGUAGCACAUCUCCAACGCCUGGAAGAAGAGUUGGGCGACCUCAGCUCCGUCAAGGUGGCUUGUCGAAAAUUCCGCCUUCCGCUCUCAUUCGAGUCGAAAACGCAGGAGGAAGCGACAAAGAGGUAUAUGGAGACGCAACGGCCACAUGCGCCGUACCUUCCCAGCAACUUUGAUUUCGUCGCUAAGAACAAUUCCUUCACUUCAGACCAGCUACGAGACAUUUUCCUCACUGGCCAGUUCAUGGCUGUCGUGAUAGGGUUCUAUGCAGGCAACACGGUAUCGUUACCGGUCGAUCCUCGUCAACGAAUGUCGUGCCCAAAGGCGAACCCAAGUCGAGUAUUUACACCUGAAGGCACCGUAAGUUGGGGCGGCUCCUGCAUGUCAAUCUACCCAGUCGAUAGCCCAGGUGGAUACCAGAUGACCGGGCGCACGAUUCCCAUUUUCGAUGCACUGGGUUGGAAAAGCGGAUUCUCUCCUUCACGGCCCUACCUGUUCCAAGACUUCGAUAUAUUAACCUACUACCAGGUCAGUGAGCAAGAGCUAGAUGUGUUGCUUGCAGACUUUCGCAGUGGUAGGUACAAGUUCGAAUGGGAGGACAUUGAGUUCGACAUGGCCGAACACAACAAGUUGUUGGCAGACACAGCCAAGGAAGUCGAGGGCAUUCGUGCCGAACAAGCAGUUGCUCAAGCUGAAAUGACAAAGGCAGAGAAUGAGAGCCUGGCCAAGUGGAGAGAGGAAAAGGCGAAGAACAAAGUCGACGACAGCACAAUUGAAUCCAUGUUGGCUGGUAAGUUUCUCAAAUUCCCUUCAUUGUCGAUGGAACUCGCUAACGGCAAACANGAUCCCAAGUACACAACUAUAGACUCACCGGUCGCUGCGAAUGUCUGGAAGAUCAUGGUUGAAGAAAAGCAGACCAUCAAGCCAAACCAAACCAUAGUCGUCCUCGAGGCGAUGAAGCUAGAGAUUGCAGUAAACGCUCCGCCAGAUCAGAAAUCUGCAAAGGUUGAGAGACUGUUAGUUGCUCCCGGCGAGACUGUGAAUGCAGGUGCUCGCAUUGCGUUGCUGAAGUUUAAGGAUUGA